AUGUUAAAUUCAACUUCAUAUUUCAUUCUUGGAGCUUUUGUGGACGUAGGAACUUUGAGAUAUUUUUAUUUCAUAAUAACUGCCAUGUUAUACAUUCUAAUUGUUAUUACCAACACAUCUCUGAUUGUUGUUAUCUGUAUGAACAGGAGCUUACAUGAACCUAUGUACCUUUUUCUGUGCAGCCUGUUUGUAAAUGAACUGUAUGGUAGUACAGGGUUGUUUCCAUUCCUUCUGGUUCAGAUCCUCUCUGACAUUCACACUGUUUCUGCUUCUCUCUGUUUCCUGCAGAUUUUCUGUUUGUAUACAUAUGCAAAUGUUGAGUUUUGUAACUUAGCCAUCAUGUCUUAUGACAGAUACCUUGCUAUCUGUUAUCCUCUACAAUAUCACACUCGUAUGACAACUAACAAGGUGUUAACCUUUAUUGUGGUAAUAUGGUUAUACUCUUUUGUGAAAUGCUUAAUUACUUUAUCCUUAAACAUCCGUUUGACAAUGUGUGGAAACGUCAUAAACAGUUUGGUUUGCAGAAACUACCUAAUUGUUAUGUUGGCUUGCUCUGAUAUUCAAGUGAAUAACAUCAAUGGAUUGAUUGGUGUUGUUCUCUCCAUUUUUGUCCCUCUGCUUCCAAUCUGUUUCUCUUACAUGAAAAUCCUCAAAAUUUGUUUUUCUAGUUCCAAACAGACCAGAAAAAAAGCUGUCAGCACCUGCACACCUCACCUUGCUUCCCUGCUAAACUUUUCCUUUGGGUGUUUAUUUGAAAUAAUUCAGAGUAGAUUUGAUAUGACCAGUGUACCCAGUGUGCUGCUUAUCAUUCUGUCACUGUAUUUUGUCAUCAUACAGCCACUUUUGAAUCCUGUCAUGUAUGGAAUGCAAAUGUCCAAAAUACGAAAUACAUGUAAAAAAUCUCUUCUGUUGUAAAAUGUUGACUUGUCACAGAGAUAAGAUGUUGACAUAAAUGAAUUCAAUAUGUCAAUUGUUUUUAAUAUCUUGCAUUGAAAUGUUUGCUCAUUUUAGAAAAAAACUUCAAAAUGUAAGCAUUCCUGACACU
Sander lucioperca (pikeperch) is the source of this 1045-nucleotide messenger RNA. Its product is annotated as olfactory receptor 11A1-like. Gene Ontology annotation, molecular function: olfactory receptor activity; G protein-coupled receptor activity. The record is from RefSeq and is a predicted model, not a curated record. The transcript has a single exon. NCBI's taxonomy places the organism in Eukaryota, Metazoa, Chordata, Actinopteri, Perciformes, Percidae. Gene Ontology annotation, cellular component: membrane. Bases 1 to 915 code for a protein of 304 amino acids. Gene Ontology annotation, biological process: G protein-coupled receptor signaling pathway.